AUGAGUGGAAUUUCUUCGUAUCUUUCACAGAGGUCUUCAUUCAGCAGAGGCCUAAAUGCUUCUGAAUCGGGUGUGUCUGAUGGAGUCAAUACUAAUUCAUCUUCUUCCCGACAUUACGAGAGCAGCAACCAUCGAUCAAAUUGGAGAGACCGUGGAGGUAGUCGAGGUCGAGGUCGAGGGAAUUAUCAAUCAUCAUCCUCAUUUCGAGGCAGAGGAAGAGGACGAUAUCACUCUUCGUCGUCGGGUCAUCGUGAUGAUUACCAAAAAUCACGCGUGUUUAAUGAUGACCAUCACAACCAUCAGGAUCUUUACGGAAUGGAAGAAAAAGAUGAACGAGCAAGUGCCGAAGAAGAAGCACUCGCUUUAAAAUUGUUAGAACAAGAGGAAUCUUUACAAACUGCAGGUUCCGAACUCUUCAUUCCUGUCGAACAAGAAUAUGACAUGUUUUGCAAAAAAGUGAUCAAUUGGAAGAAUGAUUCACAUUCCAUAUCUCAACAAGUAUCAGACGGAGAGCAAUUAAAACAAUUUCGCUCCUACGAUGUGGAGGCUACUGAACAGUGUAAGAAAAUGCUGCAACAAAUUUCAAAGCCCACGACCACAGACGUGUCAACAAUCAACACAUUGACUGUCUCAAGUGAUAGUCUUCUCACAUCAGCAUACAGAGAUGUUGUCAAGAAAAUACAAGAAGAGGUCUCACAAGGUCAAUCCAAGCAUUAUGCAAAACUAGACAAAACAAUUUUGCAUUAUGAAGACAUUUUAUACUCCCUAAUGAAAGUGCCAAAAUUAACAUGCAUUCCUUCCCAUUCCUCUCAAUUCCAACAUACCUCUGACAAUAGUUCAGAAUCCACUAGUUGCACUCAAUUUGAAAAAUUCAAAAAUAUUUUUGAAAGAAAACAACGAGAGAGACGAGAAUUGAAAGAUUUUCCCAAUUUUGCCGAUAAUUUAUUCGAAAAAUGUACAGAAUUGUUUAAUAUUGCAGAAGAAGCACCAGUUUGUGAAAUUGAAAAUGAUGCUGACGUGCAGAAAGCUAUUCAACAAGUGAUUGACUCAACUCGAAAAACAACAGUUUAUCAAAAAACGAAUGGACCCUAUGAUUAUGGAACUCUGCUACAGGCAUUAUUAGAUUUUAUGGGAAGGAAAUCAAAGCAUCAAACAUCACAAUCAUCUCGCGACAAGAUGAGACACUCGGAACGAUCAAAAUAUCAAUCCAUUUCAACUGGCGAUGAAGAGGAGGAAUCUUUUCAUAACAAUGAAUCUGUACUCUCAAAAAGAAAACGCGAAAACGAGAGUGAUGAGAGUGACAAUGAAGAAGACAACGAGGAAUCGUCAGAAGAGAAUGAAGAAGAAACAUCUGAACAUGAGACUGAGGAACAUGAGCAAGCUUCUCAAAUUACUCAAUCAGAGUUCACCAAAUGUAAAACUACGAUUGAACUAUUAGGUGAUCGAUACAAGUUACUUCCUCAAAUUCACAAAUGGCAUUCCCUCCUCAAUCUUUCCAUGGGAGCGAAUGGAAUUGAUUUCCAUAUCGAUUUGAAAACGUCAUUUAAAAAACGACAGAAACAAAUUCGACACGACCUCUCUGUGGCUCAACGACCUGACUGGAAACACAAGGAAGCAACGCAGGUGGCAGUAUUGGCAUCCUCCUCCACACCCUUAUCAAGGAGUAUCCUAUCGAGUAGCAACAAGUGUCUCGAUGUGGUGCAUCAUAGUCUUCUGUAA
Naegleria fowleri is the source of this 1719-nucleotide messenger RNA. RefSeq lists its product as uncharacterized. NCBI's taxonomy places the organism in Eukaryota, Heterolobosea, Eutetramitea, Acrasida, Naegleriidae. The coding region runs from base 1 to 1719 and encodes 572 amino acids. The record is from RefSeq and is a predicted model, not a curated record. The transcript has a single exon.